Molecule: messenger RNA, 549 nt
Organism: Rhizophagus irregularis DAOM 181602=DAOM 197198
Lineage: Eukaryota; Fungi; Glomeromycota; Glomeromycetes; Glomerales; Glomeraceae
Source: RefSeq, a predicted model, not a curated record
AUGCUCCAACCCUCGCAUAGUACUAUACCGUUCCAAAAAACUCCCAACCAGCCCUACUGUGAGACUGCAGAAAAUCUGGUACUCACAGGCUUACAAAGUGAAUUAAUAAUUCCGAUAGAACAUAUAAAAUCAUCAGUAAAUAUUUACAGUCGAGAACGAGGAAGAGAAAGCUCAAGAAGAACCGAAAAGGAAGUGAAAGAGAUGAUUACAAUGUUAUUUAUUAUUCAAGUUGGUGAAAACAAUAUAAAAGAAUUUCGUGCACACUCAAUUGUUUUACGUGCUCGUUCUCCUUAUUUCAAAACAUCACAUUCCGUUAAUUGGAUAACAAGAGAAAAUAAUAUGUUUAUAUUUAAUAAACUAAAUGUUACCCCAAUCGUUUAUGAAAUGAUUUUAAAAUAUAUUUAUACUGGAGAACUUGAUCCAAUCAGGGACGACUUAUCAAUUGAAGAAAUUAUCGUUUGGGAUUAUUUAAUUAAAUGGGGCAUUGAACAAACUCCGGUCUUGAAAGUAAUAAGGCAAAGUGGAAUGAAGAGAAUUAUCAAGCAUUGA